AUGGUAUUUUUUUUCUCUUUGCUUGCUUCUCUUGUAGGCCCUGAUUACAUUUGUUAUGUGGUCUCAGAAUGGCUGACACCUAAACACCCUCUCUCACUGAGCUUCCAUUUUUUCUCUAUCUUUCUUCAUUUUCUCUUCUUUUUAUUUUUCCUUCAUUUUUCAUAUUUUUUUCCUUUUUCUUCUGUUUCCUCUUUUGCAUUCAUCUUUUCCAAUUUCUAUAUCAUCUUUUUCUUCCUUUUUUUUGAUUUUCUUUUUCUAUAUCAUCUUUUUCUACCUUUCCUUUUUCUCUUCUUUGUCCCUUCGACGGAUAUGUGCUUCUUUUCUUUUUCUUCUUUUUCCAUUUUUCUAUCUUCCCUUUUCUUUUCUUUCUUCAUUCUGUUUCUCUUCUUCUUUCACAUCUUGAUUUUUCUCUUCUUUCUUUCUUCUUCCCAUUCUCUUACCUCCUUUUGUUCUUCGUCUUUAUCACUUCUCUUUCCGUUCAUCUCUUUACUGCUUUUUGUACCUUGUCAUCGCUUUUUUUAUCCUAUCUUUUCUUUUCUUCCUUCUCUACAUUUUUCUAUCUCUUUUUUUCUUUCUUGCUCUUUCCUGUUACCUCUUUCAUCUUCUCUUCUUCCUCAACACAAUCAUUUCUUUUUCUUUUUCACUUCUCCCUCCACAAAAUCAAUCCUCUUUCUUCUUCUCUGCUUCCACCACACAAAUAUUCCUCUUUCCUCUUCUCUUCUUCCUCUACACAAUCAUUCCUCUUUCUUCUCUUCUUCUUCUUCCACACAAUCAUUCCUCUUUCUUCUCCUCUUCUUCCUCUACACAAUCAUUCCUCUUUCUUCUCCUCUUCUUCCUCUACACAAUCAUUCCUCUUUCUUCUCCUCUUCUUCUUCCACGCAAUCAUUCCUCUUUCUUCUCCUCUUCUUCCUCUGCACAAUCAUUCCUCUUUCCUCUCCUCUUCUUCCUCCAUACAAUCAUUCCUCUUUCCUCUUCUCUUCUUCCUCCACACACUCAUUCCUGUUUCCUCUCCUCUUCUUCCUCCACACAAUCAUUCGUCUUUCUUCUCCUCUUCUUCCUCUGCACAAUCAUUCCUCUUUCCUCUUCUCUUCUUCCUCCACCUCAUUCCUCGUUCUUCUCUCUCUCUUCUUCCCACACAAUCAUUCCUCUUUUCUCUCCUCUUCUUCCAAUCAUUCCUCUUUCUUCUCCUCUUCUUCCUCCACACAAUCAUUCCUCUUUCUUCUCUCUUCUUCCUCCUCCACAAUCAUUCCUCUUUCUUCUCCUCUUCUUCCUCCACACACUCAUUCCUCGUUCUUCUCCUCUUCUUCCUCCACACAAUCAUUCCUCUUUCCUCUCCUCUUCUUCCUCCACACAAUCAUUCCUCUUUCUUCUCCUCUUCUUCCUCCACACAAUCAUUCCUCUUUCCUCUCCUCUUCUUCCUCCACACAAUCAUUCCUCUUUCCUCUCCUCUUCUUCCUCCACACAAUCAUUCCUCUUUCCUCUCCUCUUCUUCCUCCACACAAUCAUUCCUCUUUCCUCUCUUCCUCUUCAAUCAUUCCCUCUCCUCUUCUUUCCUCUUUCCUCUUUCCUCUUCUUCUUCCUCCCACAAUCAUUCCUCUUUCCUCCUCUUCUUCCUCCCACAAUCAUUCCUCUUUCCUCUCCUCUUCUUCCUCCACACAAUUAUUCCUCUUUCCUCUCCUCUUCUUCCUCCACACAAUCAUUCCUCUUUCCUCUCCUCUUCUUCCUCCACACAAUUAUUCCUCUUUCCUCUCCUCUUCUUCCUCCACACAAUCAUUCCUCUUUCUUCUCCUCCUCUUCUUCCUCCUUUUCCAAUCAUUCCUCUUUCCUCUCCUCUUCUUCCUCCACACAAUUAUUCCUCUUUCCUCUCCUCUUCUUCCUCCACACAAUCAUUCCUCUUUCCUCUCCUCUUCUUCCUCCACACAUUCCUCUUUCUUCUCCUCUUCUUCCUCCACACAAUUAUUCCUCUUUCCUCUCCUCUUCUUCCUCCAUAAAAUCAUUCUUCUUUCCUCUCCUCUUCUUCCUCCACACAAUUAUUCCUCUUUCUCUCCUCUUCUUCCUCCACAAUCAUUCCUCUUUCCUCCUCUUCUUCCUCCACACAUUCCUCUUUCUUCUCCUCUUCUUCCUCCACACAAUUAUUCCUCUUUCCUCUCCUCUUCUUCCUCCAUAAAAUCAUUCCUCUUUCCUCUCCUCUUCUUCCUCCACACAAUCAUUCCUCUUUCCUCUCCUCUUCUUCCUCCACACAAUUAUUCCUCUUUCCUCUCCUCUUCUUCCUCCACACAAUCUUUCCUCUUUCCUCUCCUUCCUCCACACAUUCCUCUUUCCUCUCCUCUUCUUCCUCCUCCACAUAAUCAUUCCUCUUUCUUCUCCUCCUCUUCUUCCUCCACACAAUUAUUCCUAUUUCCUCUCCUCUUCUUCCUCCACACAAUUAUUCCUCUUUCCUCUCCUCUUCUUCCUCCACACAAUUAUUCCUCUUUCAUUUUCUCUUCUUUCUCCACACAAUCAUUUCCCAUCAGUUUACUUCCAUCAAGAAGACAGUCUUUAUGCUUUUCUUUGAAGAUUUUUAUCUCAUGUCAUUUAACUGUUAAUCUUUUCUCUCUCUCUCUCUCUCUCUCUUCAAACUUCUUUUCCUUCCUCCUUUUCAAAUUCUCACUUUCUUUGCAUCCUCCUCCUCUUUUCCUCCUCCUCCUCCUCCUCUUUUCCUCCUCCUCCUCGCUACAGCACUCACGAUGGAAAUCCUGGAAAUUUGUAACGUUUGAUCUUUCUUUCAACUCUUUCAUCAAUUUCUUCCCUUUCCCAUCAUUUCUUCUCUUUCUCUUCAUUUCUUCUCUUUCUCUCCAUCUCUUUUCUUUUUCUCCAUAUCUUCCCACUUCAUUAUCUUCUUUUUUAUCUAAUUUUUUCUUCUUUUUUAUUUACUUCUUCAUUUUUACAAUACUACUCUGUUUUUUAUAUUUUUUCAUUUUUACCCUCUUCUUUUUCUUCCUAUCAUCUCACUCUACUUUUCCCUCUCAACUCCCUCCUUUUUUUCUCUUUCUUGCUUUGUUUCACAUUCUUCUUUUAUUUUCUCUUUCCUCUUCUACACAAUCCUUUAGUCUCCAUUCAGGAGACACUCUUCAUGCUUUUGUCUGUCUGGAAUAA
Acanthosepion pharaonis is the source of this 3135-nucleotide messenger RNA. The record is from the annotation of a GenBank genome assembly. NCBI's taxonomy places the organism in Eukaryota, Metazoa, Mollusca, Cephalopoda, Sepiida, Sepiidae.